ACACUGUACCAUUUGUUAAGAAUUUGCAAUGGCAUAUAAAUAUAUGUGUUAGAUAAGGAAAAAGCCAGUGUUACGUUAGGACUACAUUUACAAAGAAAUGGAUUUGAAUUAUUGUAUCAUUCUUGUUUUCGGAUUUUUUGCUGGCGUUCUCUCUGUUUCAGUAAAACAUGAUGGUUGGCGGCCAGAACACAGAGGAUGGUCAACCUGGCAUGAUCAUUCCAGAUGUAGUGCCUCUUGUGGGGGAGGAGUGAGAACACGUGCUCGGAAGUGCCAUGGUGGGCGUGAUUCAGAUGACUAUCGUCAUUGCGGGGGCGCUGCAUACAGGACGGAAUCUUGUAACACACAUCCAUGCCCUGACUCUAAAGAACAUGUGCAUUUGUCGAGCUGGACGACAUGGUUUCGUCAUUCUAAAUGCAGUGUUUCGUGUGGGGGAGGGGUUCAAAUACGUACUCGAUCUUGCCAUGGCGACAGGGAUUCAGACCACCACCAUCGGUGCUCGGGAUCGACAGUGAGCACGCAACCAUGCAACACACAUCCGUGUCCAGAUACAUUAAGCGGUAGAUGGUCAACAUGGCAUGAUUCAUCUCACUGCAGUGUCUCAUGUGGAGGAGGGCUUCGAACACGUACCCGGUCUUGUCAUCACCAUCAUAGAGACCACAAACCCAAGGGUGGCCACCAUGAUCAUUACGACUAUCCCUGCCAGGGACCGACAACAAGGACCGAGGCCUGCAACACACAGCCAUGUCCAGUAAACGGUGGUUGGUCAAGAUGGCAGACUCAAUCGAUGUGUAGCGUUACAUGCGGUGGAGGUAUAAAAAGUAGCACACGAACCUGUAACAACCCAUCACCGGCUAAUGGCGGCCUCUUUUGUUCAGGGUUAUCGACAAAAAUUGAACCCUGUAAUACGAAUUCAUGUCCAGUCAACGGUGGUUGGUCAAGAUGGCACACCCAGUCUAAAUGCAGUGUUUCGUGCGGUGGGGGAGUAAAAGUACAGGUUAGAUAUUGUGACAAUCCGCCUCCACGUUCCGGCGGCCAACAGUGUUCAGGGGUAUCAACCCAGAGUGUACCUUGUAAAACCAGACUUUGUCCAGUAAAUGGUGGGUGGUCACGAUGGAAAGUACAGUCAAAAUGCAGUGUUUCAUGUGGCGGGGGAGUCAGAGUACGAGCUAGGACGUGUACAAACCCACCCCCUGGUCGUGGCGGCCAACAGUGUAUAGGAAUAUCGACCCGGAGUGAAACUUGCAACACAAAACCAUGCCCGGUUGAUGGUGGUUGGUCGAGAUGGCAACACACCAGUUGCAGUGUGACAUGUGGCGGGGGAGUAAAAUCAUACACUCGGACUUGUACCCACCCAUCUCCAAGUCCUGGAGGACACAAAUGUCCAGGGCCGUCAACCAGGAGUGAAGUUUGCAAUACACAGCCCUGUCCUGUUGACGGGGGAUGGUCAAGUUGGCAAAAUCCAUCCCAGUGUAGUGUCACGUGUGAUGGAGGAUUGAGAACACGGACUCGAACGUGUAACCACCCAACUCCAGCCAAUGGCGGUAAUCAGUGUCAGGGGGGAUCACUCCUGAGAGAACAUUGCAAUACAAGUCCAUGUCCAGUUCCAACGACAACCACUACGACAACGACUACCACUAUGACACCACCAACUACCACUACCACACCACCAACUACCACUACGACACCACCAACUACCACUACGACACCACCAACUACCACUACGACACCACCAACUACCACUACGACACCGCCAACUACAACUACGACACCAACUAAACCUCCAACUACAACUACAAUGUCGACACCGUCAACAACGAAAAAAAAGUUUUUUACAAUCCGUGCUGUGUUGAAUUAAUUGAAUUUACUUAGUCUUUUUUCAAAAUAGAAAAGCCUUAAUUUCCUACAUUAAAAGUUUUAUAAGACUUACAAACUUCUUGAAUAUCAAUAUAAGAUUGACUUAACUAAAAUUGUCAGGGUAUAAAUUCAAAAUAAGAUUUUGAUUUGAUACAAAGGGACUAAGAUAGUAGAUAUAAUUUCAAAUGCUAUUGUAAAUGUAUUGCAUUUGGCUGAGUCAAAGUGUGUUUAAAGAGUUGCAUGAAGUCUUGGUAAUAUUUAUCCAUUCGUAUUUUGGUUUUUCUUGUUUGGAAAAAGACCUUACAGAAACGAGCCAGUGUAGAGGGUAGUGUAUUUUGAUUAAAAAAAACCCCACAAAA
Magallana angulata is the source of this 2213-nucleotide messenger RNA. RefSeq names its product coadhesin-like. Lineage: Eukaryota; Metazoa; Mollusca; Bivalvia; Ostreida; Ostreidae. The record is from RefSeq and is a predicted model, not a curated record. Bases 98 to 1855 code for a protein of 585 amino acids. The transcript is spliced from 10 exons.